GUAAAGGUCGCAUCAUCUGACGUCACUACUCCCGUUAAGUUGCAACCAGGCUCCUUUUUCUGGACGAGCCACAUGCGAUGGUAUGAAAAGUAUGAAAGCGUUGUACAACUGUACAUGCAGGACCGGAACACUAUAGAAUGUAAUGCCACUGUAUAGGACCUGUAAAUGUUUACGGAAGGGGAUGUUUGCCCGGUCAGUCGGUAGUGUCGAAGCCUGGAGAGACCCCCGCAACUUUCCCUGAUGUGUGGCAGAGGGUAGACAUUUUUGCUGGUUUACAUUAGCUAGCUAGCUUCAUGCUAUACAGUACUACUGAAACCUGUAUGUAGAUUUUACAGGAUAGUUAUCAAGGCGACCAUGGCUAACCGAAUGUCAGACCUUUUCUCGAACAGCCGCCUCGUCAUUGGAUUAUUGGCCAAUUUGCUAUCAUCGAUAUGCAUCGUUUUCAUCAACAAAUGGAUCUAUGUUCACUAUGGCUUCCCAAACAUGACUCUAACUCUGAUCCAUUUCGUUGUGACAUGGCUUGGACUAUGGGUAUGCCAGAAGAUGGACAUAUUUGCGCCAAAGAGUCUCCAACCCACCAAAAUGAUCUGGCUCGCUCUAAGCUUCUGUGGCUUCGUGGCUUUCACCAAUCUGUCUUUACAAAACAACACCAUCGGUACUUACCAGCUGGCCAAAGUGAUGACAACUCCUGUGAUCAUUGUCAUACAGACAAUGUACUACAAGAAGACAUUCUCCACCAAGAUCAAGUUGACUUUGGUACCCAUAACGUUAGGUGUGAUCCUCAACUCCUACUAUGAUGUGAGAUUCAACCUCCUGGGGAUGGUCUUUGCCACACUAGGAGUGUUCGUCACCUCCCUCUAUCAG
Molecule: messenger RNA, 864 nt
Organism: Salmo salar (Atlantic salmon)
Lineage: Eukaryota; Metazoa; Chordata; Actinopteri; Salmoniformes; Salmonidae
Source: RefSeq, a predicted model, not a curated record